AUGGCCGUACCUCGCUUCUUGCUCAUAAGCCUGGGAAACCCCGAGCCUUAUUACAAUACACUCCACUCCGCCGGCCAUCAUGCCCUUAACCACCUCCAGAAACUCCUGGGCCCUUCCCAACCCGCCUUCCACAGGGGUCGCUUUGGCGGGAGCCCAUGCCUGGCGUCCAUCGGCCCCAAGUACGCCAUGAUCCAGAGCCCUGCUGUCAUGAACGUCUCCGGCAAAUGGGUUGCCAAGGCCUGGAAGGAAACCCUCGGCAGCCGUGACCCGACGGACCUGAGUCUCCUCCUCGUCCACGACGACCUGGAGGAGGAGCUUGGGGUCGUCAAGACGAGAAAGUGGAAGAGCAGCCACCGGGGUCACAACGGAGUCAAGAGCGUCAACGCCUGUCUUCGCCAGGCGGAUUACCCGGGAUCCGAGUGGGCGAGGAUAUGCAUUGGUAUUGGACGACCAGAAGAGCGUGAGAAGGCUACCGUGUCUAACUACGUGCUCAAGCCCAUGUCAAGGCAACAACGGUCCGCCAUUGAAGACAACGCAGGACCGGGGGCCUACGAAUGCCUUCUCGCAUGGGAGGAGAGGUUGGCGGCUGCAGCCGGGAACUGA
Colletotrichum graminicola M1.001 is the source of this 603-nucleotide messenger RNA. Its product is annotated as peptidyl-tRNA hydrolase. Gene Ontology annotation, molecular function: peptidyl-tRNA hydrolase activity. NCBI's taxonomy places the organism in Eukaryota, Fungi, Ascomycota, Sordariomycetes, Glomerellales, Glomerellaceae. The record is from RefSeq and is a predicted model, not a curated record. Bases 1 to 603 code for a protein of 200 amino acids. The transcript has a single exon.